AUCCAUCCAGCAACAAUCCAUCUCACUGCUAACCGCUUACACCACCUCUCUUUCUUCCUAGUUGACCAGAGGUUGAUCAUGUCGGGGGUGUGGGUGUUCAAGAAUGGCGUGGUGCGGCUGGUGGAGAACCCAGGGAGCGAGCGGUCGUCGACGGUGAGGCGGAAGGCGCUGCUGCACACGCCGAGCGGGCAGGUGGUGUCGUCGUACGCGUCGCUGGAGGCGAAGCUGACGGCGCUGGGGUGGGAGCGCUACUACGAGGACCCGGCGCUCUACCAGUUCAACAAGCCCGGGGCCUUGGACCUCAUCUCCCUCCCCAAGGACUUCAGCCACUUCUCAUCCGUCCACAUGUACGACGUCGUCAUCAAGAACAGGGACGCCUUCCGCGUCGUCGACUCUUAGAUGGCCAGCUUGGUGAGCUAGCUUGUCCAUGGCCGAUCUGUAAUCUUCAGUACCUUCUGUCUUGUUGUUUGGUGUAAUAAUGGGCAAGCAUAUGCAUGAUCAGUGCUUGCUUGCUCUGGGUACGUGGUGCUCAGUUUGUUUGUGUGUUGGUGAUGCGUGUUAAUGUGUUUAUCUGGUUUGACUAAUCGUGCGUGGUGCACGUUGUGAGUGUUAAUAUAUAUAUUGCCCUGAAGGUUGUUGUAUAUGA
Brachypodium distachyon (stiff brome) is the source of this 646-nucleotide messenger RNA. Its product is annotated as flowering-promoting factor 1-like protein 1. The coding region runs from base 79 to 399 and encodes 106 amino acids. Gene Ontology annotation, cellular component: mitotic spindle. The transcript has a single exon. NCBI's taxonomy places the organism in Eukaryota, Viridiplantae, Streptophyta, Magnoliopsida, Poales, Poaceae. The record is from RefSeq and is a predicted model, not a curated record. Gene Ontology annotation, biological process: negative regulation of mitotic metaphase/anaphase transition; regulation of flower development.